AUGCUAAGGAGCACCUGCAAUGUAUCACCAAAUGCUGUGAUUAAGAGGCUUGUAAGCGCUGGAAAAUUAGAUGAAGCCCAGCAUUUUCUUAAUUCCGUUGUCAACAAAAACACAGCCUCAUGGAACAUUAUCCUCGCGGGAUAUGCCCGAGCCGGGCAUCUUUCUAAGGCUGAUGCCCUAUUUGCGUCCAUACCGAGCAAGGACGUGGUCUCAUGGACAACUAUCUUUAAAGCCCACGCACAGCAUGGGAGACUCCAGAGAGCCAAAUGGUUUUUUGAUCAAAUGCCAGUGAAAGAUGUAAUUGCUUGGACUUCAUUUUUGCAAGCAAAUGCCGAGAGGCGCAAUCUGGAAAACGCCCGAGAGGUGUUUGCGAGGUUUCCGUGCUGGGACUUAGUGGCUUGGGCGACUAUGUUUCGUGCUCUAGGCCAUCACGGCCACUUUGACGAGAUGGAACUCAUGUUUCUCGCGAUGCCGGAGAGAGAUGUGAUCGCCUACAACAGCAUGAUAGCAGCGUAUACCCAGUCUUGGCAUUUCGACAAGGCUUUGGAUGUUUUUAAGAGAAUGCCUCAGUGUGAUUUGGUGUCGUGGGCGGUUGCGGUCGAAGCUCUCAACGCACAGGGUAACAAGAGCAAGGAGGCAAGAGCGCUGUUUGAUGAGGCUCCAGAGAAGUCCUUGCUGCUUUGGACGAGCAUGAUCCAGGGGCAUGCGCAAAAUGGGCAGAUUGACGAAGCGAAUGUCCUGUUUGGGCAGAUGCCAAAGAGAGACAUUGUGGUGUGGACGACAAUGCUUGCGGCGUAUGCUCAAGCUGCGCAUAUCUUUGAAGCCAAUGGAAUGUUUGAGAGAAUGCCACAGUGGGACGUGGUGGCCUGGAACUCAAUCCUCACAGCGUUUUUACAAUGCGAGGAUAUUGAAGAAGCUAAAAACGUAUUUGAUAAGAUGGACCAGAGAGAUGUGGUUUCGUGGAACGCAAUGGUAGGAGGAUAUGCCCAACACGGGCAUAUCCAAGAUGCUAUAGCACUUUUUAACAAAAUCCCAUCCAAAAACGUUGUCUCAAUGAACGCAAUGGUGGCUUCAUACGCACAGAGUGGUCUCGAAAUCGAAGCCAAGGAGUUCUUCACAGAUAUGCCAGAGAGAAACACGGCGUCCUGGAACGUUUUGGUGACAGCGUAUGCCCAGUCCGGGCAUAACUCCCGCUGCGUCGAUCUCUUCCAAAGCAUGAGCUUGGAUGGCGUACGACCAAACGAGAUUGCCUACACGAGUGUUCUUGCCGCUUGCAGCCACACGGGAAUGGUAGAAGACUGCCUCUCACACUUCGUCUCCAUGUCCUCCGACUUUAGCAUCAGACCGGUGAGCGAUCACUACCACUGCGUGAUCACGCUUCUGUGUCGGACUGGGCGGCUGGAUCUCGCCGAGGAUCUGAUCGAGGCGAUGCCGUUUGUGCCCAAUCCGGUGGCGUGGUCGACACUGCUGGCAGCGUGCGAGGUGCACCGCGACACGGAGCGAGCGGUGCGGUCGGGCGAGAGGCUGAUGUGGGUGUCACCGCGGGACGAUGGUCCGUACGUGGUUCUCGCCAGCGUCUUCACUGCGGCGGGGAUGUUAAACGACGCGCUGAUCGUGAGGAGCGCGCUCAACGCAAAGAGGAAGGCGCUCCUGGAGCGAAAAGAAGCACAAUCCCAGUGA
Selaginella moellendorffii is the source of this 1680-nucleotide messenger RNA. RefSeq names its product pentatricopeptide repeat-containing protein At4g02750-like. Gene Ontology annotation, molecular function: protein binding; RNA binding. The record is from RefSeq and is a predicted model, not a curated record. The coding region runs from base 1 to 1680 and encodes 559 amino acids. NCBI's taxonomy places the organism in Eukaryota, Viridiplantae, Streptophyta, Lycopodiopsida, Selaginellales, Selaginellaceae. Gene Ontology annotation, biological process: RNA modification. The transcript has a single exon.